AUGAGUUCAACAAGUAAGGCUUGGAUGGUGGCUUUUAGUAUAGCAGCCGUGGCGGCAAUGAAAGAUCAAGGAUUUUGCAGAUGGAACCACACAAUAAGAUCGUUACACCAACAUGCCAAGAACAAAGCAAGGUCUAUCUCUCAGGCAACGAAGUCUUCUCCAACUUCUACUGUGGUUUCAAGUAAAGUAAGAGAAAAUCAGAAAGCAAAGCAAUCAGAGGAAUCGCUGAGGAAAGUCAUGUACUUAAGCUGUUGGGGUCCCUACUGA
Dovyalis caffra is the source of this 267-nucleotide messenger RNA. The record is from the annotation of a GenBank genome assembly. Lineage: Eukaryota; Viridiplantae; Streptophyta; Magnoliopsida; Malpighiales; Salicaceae.